AUGUGGAAUAUCUUGGUGGUUUUGUUGUUUUUCGAGUUCACUUAUAGUUCCUAUACGCCUAUAGCCAUAAACAACGUGACAUACAAUGAAGAAUACGAGUUUACGAUCAAUAGAAGUGUAGGAUAUAUUUGUCGUUUUCCGGUGAAAAAAGAAAUCUUCCACAUCAAGUUAAAAUCUACAGGCAUGGCACGGAGAAUGAAAGUUUACCUUUGAUGAUUGUAGCUCAAACUCCUACGGAAAUGUUAUCGUGGAAGUUACCUUUAAGGGUUGAAAGUUCAUCCGGUAGUAAAAUAUUUCAGUCUCACAUCCAGGAUUAUUUGUCAGGACCCGCACAACAAAAAUUUAUCGAGUAAUGAAAAAGAAUAUGAUAAUCCUAUAAUUUCAAUAUCCACAGCGUCUGUGGAUCCAAUUUCGUUCAACGUUAAUGUAAGCUAUGUGGAGGAUUUUUAUAUAAAACCUUCUGUUGAAUAUAAGACAGUUAUUUCACCUAGUGAACCCAGAUAUUUUUUCUACCAUUUCGAUAAAAACACUUCAUUAAGUGACCAGGAUUCAAAUUACGAAACCGUCAUACUAAAAGUAACAUCAGAACAUGAAACAUGCAUGACCGUCAGCAUACAAGAUGCCAAGUGCCCUGUUUUGGAUUUAAAUGAGGAUAUAACAUACAGAGGGUUUUAUGAAACUGUGACUACUAAAGGAGGUAUCACAAUACCUAAAUACAAAUUUCCCAACGGUUUUUACAUUGUUUUUGUUGCUAAAGGCGACGAAAAUUGUAUGUACCAAGAUCUGUUAGAGGAAAGUUUUUUCAAGAAAAAUAUAUCAUUUAAAAUUGAGCCUAGUAUAUCAUAUUCUGACUACCAAACUGCAGUUUUAACAACAAUUGCUGGAAUAGUUCUUUUCUAUAUAAUUUUUUUAAGUGGUUAUGCAAUUUGCAUUAAAAGAACCCAUAUACCAAGGUCACUUGAAUAUGUAACCCCAUCUCAAUCCACAGUAAAUACCCCAACUGUUAGUGGUAUUGUAGAAGUAGAUACAACAUGUGAACCCCCAAACUUGGCAGACUCAGUGUCUUUGGACGAACAAGAAUACGAUGUAUUAUUAGACGCCGAUAGAGACAAGGAAAUACGUUUGUCGAAAAGCGCAUUAUUUUUACACGAUUUAGCAAGAAAAGAUCCCAGAAUUCACAAACAAAAAUCGUAUUUGUAUCUUUACAACGUUCUAACAAUAGCUCUGUUCUAUGGCUUGCCAGCCAUUCAGUUGGUCAUAACUUAUCAAAGAGUACUUAACACAACAGGUGAACAAGAUCUGUGCUACUACAAUUUUCUAUGUGCUCAUCCUUUGGGAAACUUAAGUGACUUCAACCAUGUUUUUUCCAACGUCGGUUACGUUUUCUUGGGAAUCUUAUUCCUAUUUAUUGUGUAUAAAAGGGAGAAAACUCAUCAAGACUUAGAUUUUGAAAGGUCCUAUGGUAUACCGCAGCAUUAUGGUAUGUUUUACGCCAUGGGUGUGGCUUUAAUGAUGGAAGGUAUACUGAGUGGUAGUUACCACGUGUGCCCUAAUCAAAGCAACUUUCAAUUCGAUUCUAGUUUUAUGUACGUAAUGGCGGUGUUAUGUAUGGUAAAAUUGUACCAAAACAGACACCCAGACAUCAAUGCCAAUUCGUACUCAACUUUUGGAGUAUUGGCAGUGGCUAUUCUUCUUGGUAUGGUUGGUAUUAUGGAAGGACACACGUUUUUGAUUUUUUUCACCGUCAUACAUAUCUUGACGUGUUUAUAUCUAACCUUACAAAUAUAUUACAUGGGGUGCUGGAAAUGCGACAAAGGUGUUUUCCUGAGGAUAUACAGAACAUUCUUAAACGACUUUAGAGCAGGUCCUUUAAAUAUAUUUAUUCCGACUUACAAGGCUCGUUUUUUUCUUCUUGUGGUUGGCAACAUUAUAAACUGGUUGAUGGCCACCUUUGCUCUUUUAAAAGGUGGCAGUAUAUUCGCUUUGUAUCUUCUUGCAGUUUUCAUGAUGAACACUUUAUUGUACUUCUUCUUUUACAUUUUGAUGAAGUAUUACUACAAGGAGAGAGUGAACUUAAGGUCAUGGGUGUUUCUAAUCAUAUCUUGGAUAUGUGCUACAUCAGCCAUGUACUUUUUCUUGCACAAAAGUAUAUCUUGGACGGAAACACCCGCAGAGUCCAGAAAAUACAACCACGAAUGUAAAAUUCUACAUUUCUACGACUACCACGAUAUUUGGCACUUUUUAAGUGCCAUAGGUAUGUUUUUUACGUUCAUGGUACUUCUCACCAUGGACGAUGAUUUGUCCCAUGUCCAUAGAACCCAGAUACCAGUGUUUUAG
This is a messenger RNA of Brassicogethes aeneus, 2337 nucleotides long. The record is from the annotation of a GenBank genome assembly. NCBI's taxonomy places the organism in Eukaryota, Metazoa, Arthropoda, Insecta, Coleoptera, Nitidulidae.